ACAGUUAGGAGGUAAGCUCUAUGCACCUAUGAAGUCAGUGGCGGACCCAGAAAUUAGAUCAAGAGUAUCAACGAUAAAACAAAAUUAUUAAGGAUUGUCAAACAAUUUUAAGUUCAAAUUCUUCCAUUACUAAGGAAUUUUUGUAGUGCAACCGGACCAAGGUUUGUCAAUGGACAAACCUAUCCCCAACCUAGAUCCGCCCUUGUAUGAAGUAGCUCAGAAGAUAGAGAAUAUUACAAAACUUCACGAGCAGUUAAAAUUAUCUGUCUGCUCAUGAAUGUUAUCCAUAAUUAACAUGUCGAUUGCUAGUUUGAUGUGUAACACUAGCAUUUCAUAUGAUUAGGGCAAACUUGAAGAGUUGGGUGAGAGUACUCACCCAAAUCAAAGAGCUGUCUAACAUGGAUUAAGGUUUGAUUGUAGCAAGAAAUCCAGUUGUUGUAGAAUCCUACAGGGCAGUGAAAUUUUGGCGGGAAGAAGAUAUUGUCGAAACUUGAAAGUGAUGGAAUGCAGAAGUUAUAAGAAGGUAAUAAAAGAAGAUAGAUGCUGGCAGGCAGGGUAGAUUUUUGUAGCAGCUGUGGCUAGUUGGGGUUGGAAGAGGACUGUGGAGGUGCAAUAACGAGAGCUCACGGGCAAUCCCCCACCUUUAAUUUCUUCCCCCUCUGUCACUCAAUUUCAAAGCACAAGCCAACAGCCCAGAAUACCAACACACACAUUUAAAUUUUAAUGGUGGCCGGGAAACAAAUAUAUUGCAAUACCAGUAGCUGGUUGCAGAUCAAACUCCACCACCUGUAUUCAUUUUCAUUCAUGUCUCUCUUUUCUAUAUCUCUCUCUAUCUCUAUAUUGCUUUAUGUCACGAGGAUCCUAUUUAUAGGGAGCUACCUGGUCUCUACAAACUCAUCAUCAUCGUCAUUCAUCACCACCAUCAAUCAUAAUCCUUCAAAACCCUCCCAAGGUUUCUGACCCUUCUCCUCCUCCAAAGAUAUGAAGAAGUGUUGUUGCAGCUGCAGCAGGGUUUUGAGGUUUGAAGCAACAUUGCUGGUGAUGGUGAUCAUAUGCAUGGCGAUGAUGGGGAGGAUCGAGGGCGGUCGUGGCAUCCGGCAGCCACCAUCAAGUGUUCCUAGCACCAUGGUGAAUGAUGUUCCUCCCUAUCACGAUUCGUCGGCGAAAGAGAAGGGAUAUGUGGAGCUUAAGAGGAAUCACGGCGGCAGAGAAGGGCAAGUUGUGGUGUUUGGAGGGAAGGAAGUGAAGGACUGCAUGCCGAAAGGGUUUAGACACACCUCUGCUCCUUCCAGAUAUGUCAACUACCUUCCCCUACUUGGCUCUAACUGCCAUUGAAGAAACUCCCAACUUCAUCAGCCACCACGGCCACCCUUGAGAGUGUUUGCUGCACCCCAAUUACACAUCAGUCGCAAUUGCACUGCUUGUGGAAUUCUAGAUCAAAGUUUUUCUUCCUCGGCUUGUUUUCGCAUGUUCUGUAGCUUCUUCAUUUAUUCAUUUCCAGUUCAUGACUAGGUUGUAGGAAGUAAAGUUCGUUAAUUCAC
Linum trigynum is the source of this 1541-nucleotide messenger RNA. NCBI's taxonomy places the organism in Eukaryota, Viridiplantae, Streptophyta, Magnoliopsida, Malpighiales, Linaceae. The record is from the annotation of a GenBank genome assembly.